Molecule: messenger RNA, 2702 nt
Organism: Urocitellus parryii (Arctic ground squirrel)
Lineage: Eukaryota; Metazoa; Chordata; Mammalia; Rodentia; Sciuridae
Source: RefSeq, a predicted model, not a curated record
CGCGCGGGCCAUAGCCUAGUGGGAGCCGGCGGCCGCUGAGGUCUUGCCACCUUGCUGACAUUCCCUUGGCUAAGUCGUGGUGGAUCUUUCAGCGAUGCGUCUGUUGGAAACAACAAAUGUCUGAAAUGUUCUUACUUGACUGUUGGGUACCUUAGUACUUUUCAAGUUGAGAGGGGUUCUAAAACCUGAAGCCUGGUGUUCUCUGAACUAGGUUGAUCAGACCUGGAAAUUGAUUCUUGCCAGCUUGGUGAAUGCUUAUUCACUCAUUGAGGUAAAUAGUUGAUUCCUCCCCAGAGAUUGCCUUUUUUUUUUUCUUUAAAUUUUCUUACAUAGAGAGUGCAUGGAAUAGAGUCUACUUAGCCACAUGGUGCCUGGAUUUGUUUGUAUACACUCAUUUUGGAUUAAAAAAAUCACUAUAUAAAACCAUUUUAUCUUGGGGGAAAAUAGAUUUUAUUAUUAAUUAAGUUUUCAUUACUGGUUUCGUUUUUUAAGAAAUACCCUAAUUGUUUUUGUUUUACUUUAUCUUCAUCAAACCUUGUAGCUGCUACUACCUUUUGGUUUACUGGCUUCCAGAUACCAUAUCCUGUUUAAUCUGUAUUUUUAAAAAAUCAUUUGCCUUAUUUGGGGUCUAAUACUUAUUUUCUUCCCCCCUAGGAAGAAUCACAGUAGAUUCUAAAAAUAUUUCCCCCCUUCUCUAUGGACUUAUGUAAAAAUUGGUUUUGUUUCUACUUGGAUUUAUUUUUUAUAAAUAGAGCACCAUAAAGCCAUAUCAAAUACAUAAAACUAGGGUAGUAGACCAUGAGUUCUGGGAAUGAGUUUGUGGAGACAUUAAAAAAAAUUGCUUAUCCCAAAGCUGAUAUUCUUAAUGGAGAAGAUUUUGACUGGCUAUUUGAAAAUGCUGAAGAUGAAUCAUUUUUGAAAUGGUUUUGUGGGAAUGUGAAUGAACAUAAUGUAUUGUCUGAAAAAGAAUUGGAAGCUUUUACCAUUCUUCAAAAAUCGGGCAAACCCAUCCUAGAAGGGUCAGCAUUGGAUGAAGUUCUUAAAACCUGCAAAACUUCUGAUUUGAAGACACCUAAACUGGAUGACAAAGAGCUAGAGAAAUUAGAGGAUGAGGUUCAAACUCUUCAGAGAUUAAAAAACUUAAAAAUUCAGCGACGUAAUAAAUACCAGUUGAUGGCUUCAGUAAGUAGCCACAAAUCUCUGAGAUUGAAUGCUAAAAAAGAAGAAUCCACUAAAAAGCUGAAGCAAAGUCAAGGAAUUCUAAGUUCUGUGAAUACUAAGCUCAGUAAUGAACUUCAGGCUCUUACUGAUGGAGUUACUAAAUUGAUGAUGUUCUUUAGACAUUCUAAUUUAGGUCAAGGAACAAAUCCAAUGGUGUUUUUAUCUCAGUUUUCCUUGGAAAAAUAUCUAAGCCAAGAAGAGCAAAGCACAGCAGCAUUAACCUUGUAUACCAAAAAGCAGUUCUUUCAGGGUAUACAUGAAGUAGUUGAAAGUUCAAAUGAGGAAAAUUUUCAACUAUUAGAUAUACACACUCCAUCUAUUUGUGAUAAUCAAGAAAUUCUUGAGGAGAGACGACUAGAGAUGGCCAGGCUGCAGCUAGCAUAUAUCUGUGCUCAACAUCAGUUGAUUAACUUGAAAGCAAAUAAUUCGAGCAUGAAGUCGAGCAUAAAAUGGACAGAGGAGAAUCUUCAUAACCUAACCAGCAAGGCUGUUGGCAAAGAAAAUUUGGAUGCUAAAAUUUCUAGCUUGAACAGUGAGAUUCUGAAACUUGAAGAACAAAUCACUCAUAUAAAAGAUAAAACUUUGCCUGCUAUGGUAAAAGAGAAUGCCCAGUUAUUGAAUAUGCCAGUUGUAAAGGGAGAUUUUGAUCUGCAGAUUGCUAAACAAGAUUAUUACACAGCAAGACAAGAGUUAGUUUUAAACCAGUUGAUAAAACAAAAGGCAUCAUUUGAACUUGUACAGUUAUCAUAUGAACUUGAAUUAAGGAAACAUUGGGACACGUAUCGUCAACUUGAAAACCUGGUUCAAGAACUUAGUCAAAGUAACAUGAUGCUCUACCAGCGAUUAGAAAUGUUAACAGAUCCAUCAGUCUUUCAGCAGAUAAAUCCAAGGAAUACCAUUGAUACCAAGGAUUAUUCUACUCAUAGGCUUUAUCAACUUUUAGAGGGAGAAAAUAAAAAAAGAGAAUUGUUUGUAACCCAUGGAAACCUGGAGGAAGCAGCUGAGAAAUUGAAACAGGAUGUUUCUCUAGUACAAGAUCAGUUGGCAAUAACUGCUCAAGAACAUUUUUUAUUUCUGUCCAAAUUGAAUAAUAAUGUUGACGUGCUUUGUGAUGUUUUGUAUCAAGGAGGAAAUCAGCUUUUACUUAGUGAUCAGGAAUUAACAGAACAAUUUCAUCAAGUUGAAUCCCAAUUGAAUAAGCUAAAUCAUCUCCUUACUGAUAUUCUUGCUGAUGUGAAGACAAAAAGAAAAAUUUUGGCAACUAAUAAAUUGCAUCAAAUGGAAAGAGAAUUAUAUGUAUAUUUUUUAAAAGAUGGAGACUACCUGAAAGAUGUUGUGGAGAAUCUAGAAAACCAAUCAAAGAUUAAGGAUGUUAGUUUUAAAAAUUGAAAAUUACUAAAAACUGAAUCUUUACAUCUGUUUUAAUGUUUUAUGUAAUAGGAGAUUAUAUCUAAUAAACAUGAUGAUGUUUUGAAAUUUGA